Spirodela intermedia is the source of this 342-nucleotide messenger RNA. The record is from the annotation of a GenBank genome assembly. NCBI's taxonomy places the organism in Eukaryota, Viridiplantae, Streptophyta, Magnoliopsida, Alismatales, Araceae.
AUGGACCGGGUGAUGAGGUUGGCGUCGCAGAAAGCAGUGGUGAUCUUUAGCGUGAGCUCCUGCUGCCUCUGCCACUCCAUGAAGUCCUUCUUCUCCAACCUCGGCGUCAGCUACGCCGUCCACGAGCUCGACGAGUCGCCACAGGGGAAGCAGAUGCAACGGGAGCUUGUUAAGCUUGUUGGCCGCAAUACGCCUGUGCCGGCCGUGUUCAUAGGCGGCCGUCUGCUGGGUUCGAUGGAUAAGGUUAUGGCUUUCCACCUCAGCGGAGACCUUCUCCUCAUCCUUCGUGAUGCCGGAGCCAUCUGGCUGCUGCCAUCGAAGGCUGGCUACAAGGAUGAUUGA